Molecule: messenger RNA, 1770 nt
Organism: Penicillium mononematosum
Lineage: Eukaryota; Fungi; Ascomycota; Eurotiomycetes; Eurotiales; Aspergillaceae
Exons: 7
Coding region: 1-1770 (589 amino acids)
Biological process (GO): transmembrane transport
Cellular component (GO): membrane
Molecular function (GO): myo-inositol:proton symporter activity
Source: RefSeq, a predicted model, not a curated record
AUGGCUCAGGAGGCCAUCACCCUGGCCGACUCUGACCAGCGUUCCAGCAAUGAUCAAAACAGCGCCGAGAAGGGAUACGUUGAGCAAGUUGACCUUCACAACAAUAUUUCUGCCAAAAUCAAGAACCCUCUAGCCGACUUGACCAAGAAUCAGGUGCUCCGCAACGUGGAAGAGUUUGCUGAGGAGUACAACGUGACAGACAUCCUUCCCGAGUUGAAGAAAGGAGCGCUAGUUGCGCGUGACCCUGCCGAGUUCGAGACAGUGGCAGACUUGACCGAGCCAGAGCUCACUGCCCUCCGUGACGAAGUGGAUCACAAAUGGCGCCAGCCUAGAUCACUCUACUUCACCAUUGCUCUGUGCUCUAUUGGUGCGGCCGUGCAAGGAUGGGAUCAGACUGGCUCGAAUGGUGCUAACCUAUCAUUCCCCGAUGCUUUUGGUAUUUCCGAGGAUCCCGCAAAGAGCCCUCAUGCCGAUCGGAACCUGUGGCUCGUAGGCAUCGUCAAUGCUGCCCCCUACAUUGCCAGUGCUUGCCUUGGAUGCUGGCUCUCGGACCCAUGUAAUCGGAUUCUGGGCCGUCGCGGUACAAUCUUCAUCUCGGCUAUCUUUUGUGUCCUUACCCCCAUUGGCUCCGCCGUGAGCCAGAACUGGGAGCAGCUGUUUGUGACCCGCCUCCUCAUGGGUAUUGGAAUGGGUCUAAAAGCCUCGACAAUUCCAAUCUUUUGCGCUGAGAAUACCCCUGCUGUUAUCCGUGGAGGUCUGGUCAUGUCCUGGCAGCUCUGGACCGCUUUUGGCAUUUUCCUCGGAUUCAGUGCCAACCUUGCUGUCAAGGAUACAGGUAAAAUAUCCUGGCGUCUACAGCUGGGAUCGGCCUUUAUUCCGGCUGUCCCUCUUCUAUUCGGUGUUUACUUCUGCCCAGAGUCACCUCGCUGGUACAUUCGACGGGGCGAGAUGAGCAAGGCAUACCGGUCUUUGUGCCGUCUCCGUAACACGCCUUUGCAGGCUGCUCGCGACCUUUACUACAUCCAUGCCCAGAUCAAGAUUGAGAUGGAGCUAAUCGGCAAAAGCAACUACGUCAGCCGCUUUAUUGAGCUCUUCACUAUUCCUCGCGUCCGCCGUGCUACGCUUGCUUCAUUCGUUGUCAUGAUCGGCCAGCAGAUGUGCGGUAUCAACAUUGUUGCUUUUUACUCGUCAACUGUCUUCAAGAACGCCGGCGCAAGUGCCACACAAGCUUUGUUUGCUUCCUGGGGAUUCGGCUUGGGAACCGCUCACCUGGCUUCGAUCGCGUUCUUCGUCUUCCUAUUCGCCGCAUUCUACUCGCCUGGUGAAGGACCCGUGCCGUUCACUUAUUCGGCAGAGGUGUUCCCUCUUUCCCAUCGUGAGGUUGGCAUGUCCUGGGCCGUGGCAACCUGCCUAGGUUGGGCUGCCGUACUUUCGAUCACGUUCCCCAAAAUGUUGAGUGCAAUGACUGCCACUGGAGCAUUUGGAUUUUAUGCUGGUCUGAACGUGACCGCAAUGGUCAUGAUUUUCCUCUGGGUCCCCGAAACCAAGCAGCGCACCCUUGAAGAGCUGGAUUAUAUCUUCGCAGUUCCCACUCGGGUCCACAUGAAGUAUCAAGUCACCAAAGCGCUGCCGUACUGGUUCAAGCGCUACAUUUUCCGCCGGAAUGUUGAGCUGGAGCCUCUUUACCAGUUUGACCGUCUUGCGAGUGGUAACGAGAAUGUUGCUGUGUCGCGGAAACAGAGUGUUCUCUCUGAUCACGUGAAAUCGUAG